Zasmidium cellare ATCC 36951 is the source of this 2064-nucleotide messenger RNA. RefSeq lists its product as uncharacterized. NCBI's taxonomy places the organism in Eukaryota, Fungi, Ascomycota, Dothideomycetes, Mycosphaerellales, Mycosphaerellaceae. The record is from RefSeq and is a predicted model, not a curated record. The transcript has a single exon. The coding region runs from base 1 to 2064 and encodes 687 amino acids.
AUGGCACCUAAGCACGCCUCCGAUGGAGCAAACAAUCCACCUAGGAAACGGCGAGAAUGCGUUCAAAAGCUCGAAUAUGGGCCGCUCCACGACGCUAGGAACGAGAUUCGACUCUUGCAGAUACUCCAUAUCGGCGAUGGCGACACCGAUCGUUUGCAAUUCGCGAUGUCUGUGCAACGAUUAGACCAGGCCCCCGUCUUCAACGCUGUAUCCUACACAUGGGGUACCGAAUCAGACCCGCGGUCAAUAACCAUUGGUGGCAACGAACAGGUUGUGAGGCUAAAUUGCUUCCACGCACUGUACCAAAUAUGCCGAAUAUGGGAACAAGGGCGACUUCAAAGCCCUUUCAUCUGGAUCGAUUCGAUCUGCAUCAAUCAAGACGACGCGCAAGAGAAGGGCUUGCAAGUAGCCAAUAUGGCUGAUCUAUACAACAAGGCAAAUCACGUACUGGCAUACGUCGGCCUACAUUCUGAAGACAGUCGGUUCUUAAUACAAAAAGUGCAUGAGGUGGCCAAUUUUGCUUUCGACUGCAAUCACGCCGAUUUCCUCUGUUCAAGUUGCCGGCAACCCUGGGAGGAAUGGGUGUUGGAGCUCGGUGCCGAGAACUUGAACAAGCUUAACAUUGCUUGUUCGAACUUUGGCGAGAGGGAGUACUGGAAACGGAUAUGGAUUAUUCAAGAAGUCGCACGAGCUAAGAGUAUUUCGAUCUUGUGUGGUAGUGACAUGUUCUCCUGGGAGCCGCUUCGCAACUUGGAGGAGUUCCUUGCCCUGGAGCUGGACGAAUUCACGAGCGUUUUCGACAAGUAUGGCCAAUACAUCGAAUGUGGCAUCAAUUCGAUGCAUGACGUCUUUGCCGCCAAGACGGAGUCUUUCGACGUCGGCGGCAUUUUGUCAAGGUACGCCGCCUCGAAGUGCAAGGAUCCGCGAGACCGCGUUUAUGGCCUGUUGAGUCUGAUAAAUUGGGCUGACGGGAGUGAGGCCAUAGAGCCCAGUUACACAACAUCAGCAUAUGAACUAGCUAAAAAGAUCGAACCUUCCAUUGCUCUUGGACAAUUACGGAAAGUGCUCGCUUCGCUGAAGUUGAAUAUCGAGGAUCAGGCAGUGAAGGAUGCCAUUCGGCCCCGGUUUGGCUCUACAACCGCACUCAACGGUAGCACUGCUUGCGGCUUGAAUCGUCACUAUAAAUCACUCUGCCAAGAAGAGCUCGAUGACAAGUUGAUGUGCAGCAGGAUUGUCCUUGAUGAGAAGGACAAUUUCAACGCCGGCUUGAGGAAACUACCGCUAGACGGAUCAAAUCCACGCCGCAGCUCCGGGGAGUCGUCACCACUUUCCAACGAAGUCAAUGACGACGUAGAAUCAAGUAUAGAAGAUGGGAUAUGGCGGAGACUUUCAUCGUUGCUACUCAGGUUUUCUGACUGCCCACCGGAAAAGCUGAUACUUGGUUCUAACGUCGCGGGUCUGACCUGCAACGGCACGGCUGUAGGAGACAUCCUUGUGCGACUUCCAAUAGAAGCCCAGGAAGUGUUUUUGGUCUUGAGGCAGCGACGCGGGGAGAUUUUUGACGUCGUCGGCCAAGCCAUACUUUUCCCAGGCUACACGUUGGGAUGCUCAGCUGAGCCGGACGACAGGUCAGAUGCCGCACAACUCUUCGAUGCACAGGUCGAGCUUUGUCUCUCUACAGAAGACGCAGUUCUGCUUUUCGUUCAGGACAUGGGUGUGCCUGAGGGCGUAGGAAUCGAAGAGGUACCCAUCGAUGACGAGGGUCCUAUCGAUGAGGAGCAUUGGUUGCGACGUCUGUUCACAUUUGUUACCACGAAUCCUGCCGAAGCUGCAAGAGUCACUGCUCAGUCCUCGAUUUCGGCAGGCGAGGCAGCGAGCCGAUCGAACGGCGAGAACAUUGCACAAGGGACGCCGCCGGAGGGGUUUUGGCCGACUGGACCGCAGCAGAACAACCACGGCUGGUAUGUCGGGCAAACGUCAAUCGACAGUCUUCACGACGACAACCGUCACCAGACAUUUUGGUGGCUCGCUCCAAAGCCAGACGAGGACGAUCAAUCGUCAUAG